AUGGUGGAACAGACUUUGGCGGGCAAAGUUGCCCUGGUCAGCGGAGCGGCAUGGGGCAUAGGAGCCGCGAUCUGCGUCGAGCUGGCGUCGAAAGGCGCACUGGUGGUAUGCAACUAUCCCUGGGAGAGCCAGGCCAAAGACGCCGAUGCGGUCCUCCAACGCUGCCGGGAGACCAAGGGUUCAGCGGCACAACAGAGCUUCUCGGUAGAAGCCGAUCUGCAGACGGUGGAAGGUCCUCAGAGACUGCUCGAGGAGACCGUCGCGCGUCUUCCCGCGGGCAGCAAGAAAAUCGACAUCCUCUGCAACAACGCCGGCAUUGCCAUCAUGCGGCCGCUGGUCGAAGUCACCCUGGACCAGUGGGACAAGCAGGUCAACCUGAACUGUCGGGGCAUGCUUCUCCUGACGCAGGCGGUGCUACCGCACCUGUCCAAGAAGAGCUGCCGCAUCAUCAACACCAGCAGCACGGGGGCCCGACAGGGAAUGCGAGGCUCGACCAUCUACAACGGGACGAAAGCCAUGGUCGAAGGAUUCACCAGAUGUUGGGCAGUAGAAUUCGGCCGUGAUUACGAUUGCACCGUGAAUGCCAUCUGCCCGGGCCCGACAAACACCCAUGGCUUCAAUCACGCGGGAGAUGAAUUCAGAGCAAAGCUCCAGCCUCUGCUCGACGCAACAGCCAAAGCGGCGCGGAUGGCCGAUCCAUCAGAGAUCGCCGGGGCGGUCGGUCUGCUGUGCGAGGAGAAAGCUGGCUGGGUGACGGGGGUGUGCAUGGGAGUCAAUGGAGGAUUCCACCUGGCAUAG
Fonsecaea multimorphosa CBS 102226 is the source of this 798-nucleotide messenger RNA. RefSeq lists its product as uncharacterized. Lineage: Eukaryota; Fungi; Ascomycota; Eurotiomycetes; Chaetothyriales; Herpotrichiellaceae. The transcript has 3 exons. The coding region runs from base 1 to 798 and encodes 265 amino acids. Gene Ontology annotation, molecular function: oxidoreductase activity, acting on the CH-OH group of donors, NAD or NADP as acceptor. The record is from RefSeq and is a predicted model, not a curated record.